AUGUACACAAUUGAGUUUCAAAAACGAGGAUUGCCACAUGCUCACAUAUUGAUUUUUUUACACCCUCAGAAUAAAUAUCCAACACCAGCUGAUAUAGAUAAAAUCAUAUCUGCAGAAAUUCCUGACCCAAAUGUACAUCCAACAUUGUACAAAUUGGUCUCGGCCCACAUGAUCCACGGCCCUUGCGGUGCAGCGCGGAUGAAUUCACCCUGCAUGAAAAACCAAAAAUGCUCAAAAUUCUUCCCGAAGCGUUUCCAAGAAGAUACUGUCGUUGAUGCAGAUGGCUAUCCCCUAUACAGAAGACGGGCUAAUUCCCAUGUCAUCCAAAAAAAUGGUGUUUCUUUGGACAAUCGACACGUUGUACCUUACAAUACAAGAUUCCUAUUGAAAUAUCAUGCACAUAUUAACAUGGAGUGGUGUAACCAAAUUACAUCAAUCAAAUAUCUAUUCAAAUAUAUUCACAAGGGAUUUGAUAGAAUCGGAGCAACAAUUUCAACUUCUAACAACGGAUCGGGAAACGACAGAGAGCCUGUUGAUGAAAUCAAACAGUAUCUGGAUUGUAGAUAUGUCUCCCCGAGUGAGGCGUGUUGGAGGAUUUAUUCCUACAACAUUCAUGGCAGGAAACCGGCGGUCGAACAUAUGUAUUAUCAUUUAGUAGGUGAGCAAGCAGUUUACUACCCGGAUCACGCGAGAAUGGAAAAUAUUUUGGAAAAAGCAAGUGUAACGGAGUCUAUGUGUACUGCUUGGUUUGUUGCUAACGCGAAAUACGAGGAGGCAAGGUCACUGACAUAUGGUCAAUUUGUCACUAAUUUUGUUUACGAGAAAAAGAGCAGAACAUGGAAACCGCGGAAAAGGGCUUCACCAUUGGUCGUUUAA
Messenger RNA from Vicia villosa (hairy vetch), 876 nucleotides. RefSeq lists its product as uncharacterized. The record is from RefSeq and is a predicted model, not a curated record. The transcript has a single exon. The coding region runs from base 1 to 876 and encodes 291 amino acids. Lineage: Eukaryota; Viridiplantae; Streptophyta; Magnoliopsida; Fabales; Fabaceae.